This is a messenger RNA of Plectropomus leopardus (leopard coralgrouper), 3336 nucleotides long. RefSeq names its product aryl hydrocarbon receptor-like. Gene Ontology annotation, biological process: regulation of transcription by RNA polymerase II; xenobiotic metabolic process; response to xenobiotic stimulus. Lineage: Eukaryota; Metazoa; Chordata; Actinopteri; Perciformes; Serranidae. Gene Ontology annotation, molecular function: transcription cis-regulatory region binding; nuclear receptor activity; protein dimerization activity. Gene Ontology annotation, cellular component: nucleus; aryl hydrocarbon receptor complex. The record is from RefSeq and is a predicted model, not a curated record.
AGUCACCGCGAAAUAUACGGAGUACUUUCCACAAAUUUCAAAGUUUGCCUUUCGAAGAAAACCUUCAAAAUUGAACACCUCGGUGCUCGCGGGCCGCGGGAUGUUGUUACGGACCUCAGGUAAAAAAUAAUCAGAUUUAAGGCGGAGUGGUUCACCUGGAAAUAAAUGGCUGACUGCUAGCUUGCCCGAGAAGAUGUUUUUCGGAGGACUUGAUGUUACCUGGUCCAGGAGAGACUUUCGGGUUUAUAAGCAUCUUUCUGAGCGGAUUUUAAACCUGAAAGCAGCCGUAAAACUGGGACAAACAUGGCGACCUAAACUAACAGGGAGUGGAGCAGCAGCGCUGCCGGACGUUGAGGAGAACAGGGUGAAGCAGGCACCGCCCGAAGGAGCCAAGUCCAACCCAUCUAAACGGCAUCGAGAUCGUUUGAAUGGAGAGUUGGAGCGGUUGGCCAGCCUGCUGCCUUUCCCCGAGGAGGUCACCGCCAGUCUGGACAAACUCUCCAUCCUCCGCCUUAGUGUCAGCUACCUGCGGGCCAAGAACUUCUUUUCAGUCGCCCUGAACGGAGUGACUCCAGCUGGUGGGAAUGAUGACGACAGCAAAACAGCAGGAUCGGUGGAGACCAAGAUUCCUGAAGGCGAACUGUUGCUGCAGGCUCUCAACGGUUUUGUCAUGGUGGUCACUGCCAGCGGGACCAUCUUCUACUCCUCUCACACCAUCCAGGACUACCUGGGCUUCCACCAGACGGAUGUCAUGCACCAGAGUGUGUAUGAACUGGUCCACACGGAGGACCAGCAGGAGCUCAGGAGAAACUUGCACUGGGCUUUGAAUCCUCCUUCUGCCGCUGCACCUGCCAUCACCCAGGACUCCCCGCAAGAGAUGGAACCGGACAGCAGCUCAUCUGUGGUGACCUACAACCCCGAACAGCUUCCUCCAGAGAACUCGUCCUUCCUGGAGAGGAGCUUUGUGUGUCGCUUUCGCUGCCUUCUGGACAACUCAUCAGGCUUUCUGGCUUUGAACAUCCAGGGCAGACUCAAGUUUCUGCAUGGACAGAACCAGCGACAAGAAAACGGGGGAAAGGCCCCGCCUCAGCUCGCCCUGUUCGCCAUCGCGACUCCUCUGCAGCCUCCAUCCAUCCUAGAGAUCAGGACCAAGAACAUGAUCUUCAGAACCAAACACAAGCUGGACUUCACACCGUUGGCCUGCGAUGCAAAGGGGAAGAUCGUGCUGGGGUACACAGAGGCUGAACUGCGGGUACGAGGAUCUGGCUAUCAGUUCAUCCAUGCAGCAGAUAUGUUGUACUGCGCAGAGAACCACGUCAGAAUGAUGAAGACCGGAGAGAGCGGUCUGACUGUGUUCAGGCUCCUCACCAAGGAGAAUCGCUGGAAAUGGGUCCAGGCCAACGCCAGGCUGGUGUACAAGAACGGCAAACCAGAUUACAUCAUCGCCACCCAGAGGCCCCUCCUGGAUGAAGAGGGAGGAGAACACUUGCGUAAGCGCUCCAUGCAUCUACCUUUUACCUACGCUACAGGUGAGGCUCUGCUCUACCAGUCCAACCAUCCCAUCGCAGCCUUCAGAGAUGGGAGCCAUGAGAAAAAUGGCAGUAAGUCAAAGAAGAGCCGGACUGAAAGGCUGGUGAGGGACGGUCUGGACCCCGGCUCUCUUCUUGGGGCGCUCAUGAGUCAGGAUGAGUCGGUGUACGUUUGCCAGCCUGCUCUGGAGCCCAAAAUGUCUUUCCAUAGCUUCUUUGGAGACCAAAUGGGCUUCUCUGACUCUGAGCCCUCCAGCAUGCACAGGAGCUGGGAUGAGCCGAGCAACGGCGUGCUGGGUGCCAGCGUCACAGAGCCAGGCACCAGCUUCGACCCGCUGCUGGCCACUCUGGACUCCCUUUCUCUGGAAGGACAAGGCGUUGUGGAUUCGGAAGACAGCGGGUGUUCAAACGGCGAGCUGUUUGGAGCUCUGGAAGGACUGGGGCUGAGCGCCGAGGACCUGGAGCUGCUGCUGCUGGAUGAGCGGAUGAUCAGAGUCGAGAUGGACCCUGAACGCGUGCCCACUUUGGACGACCUGUUGACAAACGAUGAGAUCCUUUCAUAUAUCUACGACUCCAUAGAGGGGAAGAGUGAUUCCACGGAGCACGGAGGAGGACAGGUGCCUCCCAGUACGGCCUCAGCGACAGCCACCACAGUGUCACUACCUGAAAGUAACGCCACUCCUGACACUAAUGUGCAAAUGCAGUUUCCUCACCAUAAGCCUCCCCUGGUGGGGCAGGCUCCCAUCGUGCAACUGUCCCAGCAGAUGCAGCAGCACCUCAACAUGCGACCAGGUAAAGUGGCGCACGAGUGGGGCCAGCAGAGCGACCAUUUGGCGAACACGGUAGCUAACGGAGAUCGGCUGGGGCAAAAUCAGUCACUUCCCAACGGACAGUGGACAGCGCAGGACAUUCUGGUCAGUGCGGGGAUACAACUGGAACACUUUAACACACAACAGACUGUUUUUAACGGCAAGGCGUCAGAGCUGGAUGGAGAGUUUCAUCAGCAGCAAACGCAUCAACGCUUCCUUCAGCAGCAGCCGAGGAUGCAGAACCAUCUCUCACAGCAGUGCCAUGCCAAACAAAAGGCAGCCAAUCUCAACGGACUGUGCGGAGUCUCCAGCAUGGAGCACUCGGUGGGGAAAUCCCAGUGGCAGGACUUUGCAUUCAGCGAGAGUCUGGGCAGCAACCCCUGCCUCGAUAAUGGCCAAAAACCUCUGACAAACACCUCACUAGAUACUUGCAUGGAUUUUAGCAUGCCUGAUAUUGACAAUGCGGAUUACUCGAUCAGUGGAAGUGGUUUGUUCGGUAGGAACGAGCAUCAGCUCGGGGCCGAGUCCACGGUUUCAUCCUUCCAGGGGGUGAACCAUAAACGGCAGCAGGAGCAGAUCCCAGUUCCUUUGGCUCAGGUCAUCUCCAGCCUGUCGCAGUGCCCUCCUCCCAACGCCUCCCUGGAGCAGAUCCUCGGAGUGGCCAAGCCCUGCCGGCAGCUGGACCACUAUGGCAUGGUGACCUCUGAGAUCCCUCAUGACCCCAGUCCCAAUAAGAUGGAGAAUGGCUGCAUCUUGAACAGUUCUUACCCAGGAGGCUGUGCUCUGCCCAAUAGAAACGGAGCGGCGCCCCCUUCUGUCCAGAUGCCCGUACCUGAGACCUUGUCCAGCCUCCCCGACCCGCCAGCCACCGGCUUCUACCUCUGACCAGCUGACCAGGACCAGUCAUGCAGCGGGACUCUGUGAAAGGCCAGAAACACACAAUGACUGGACCAGCCUUAUCCAUCUAGAUAACACAACAAACAAAGCUGAAUAAACGU